This is a messenger RNA of Botrytis byssoidea, 1452 nucleotides long. RefSeq lists its product as uncharacterized. NCBI's taxonomy places the organism in Eukaryota, Fungi, Ascomycota, Leotiomycetes, Helotiales, Sclerotiniaceae. The record is from RefSeq and is a predicted model, not a curated record. Gene Ontology annotation, cellular component: fungal-type vacuole membrane. The transcript has 2 exons. Gene Ontology annotation, biological process: macroautophagy. The coding region runs from base 1 to 1452 and encodes 483 amino acids.
AUGAGGUUCUCAACUACUCUUUUGCCCUUUGCGGUAGUUUCUACUGCCUUCGUUAUUCCUGACGAACGUGUAACCAACCAGAUUAUUGUCGAAUCUCAGAAGUCCUCAAAGACAUGGCUUGAUAGAAUCCCAGAAAUCAAGGACAACUUUAUCUCUCAUGCCGAAAAAUCUUUGAAAGAUGCAGUUGCAUUCAGCGAGAAUGCCUUUGACAACGCUAUCGAUACCCUUUCUGAGGCCGGUCAAAAAGCCCAGAAUGUCAUCGAAUGCCACCACUCAAUGUCAAAAUUUGAUAUAUCCGGCUGGUUAGACUCUGCCAUUUCCUCCGUUGAGGAUAUCGAUAUUUUUGAUCACCCUCAUGAGAAGCCUCCACACCAUGGAAAACCUCCUCACCAUCCAAAGAACCCACAUCACGGUCAUGGAAAGCCUAACAAGACUGUCUAUGAAUUGAUUGCUAGCAGCAAGUACACCACCAAACUUGCUGAGCUUAUCAACGAAUAUCCAGAUCUUGUUGAUGCUUUGAACGGCACAGCGGCAAACUACACCGUAUUCGCACCAACUGACAAAGCUUUUGAGAAGAUUCCAGAGCAUCACAAGAAACCUUCAAAGGAAUUGAUCAAGGCUGUCCUUGAAUAUCACGUAUCUCCGGAUUUCUACCCUGCUGGUCGUGUCCUCGUUUCGCAUACUAUUCCGACCGCAUUAAAGGAAGGCCGUCUCGGUGACGAACCUCAACGUCUUCGUGUUGGUUUGGGUUUGAAGGGAUUAGCCGUCAACUUCUACAGCAGAGUCAUUGCUGUCAAUAUUUUCGGUACAAACGGAGUAAUCCAUGGCGUCGAUUCGCUUCUCCUACCACCUCCCCCGGCCCUUAAGAUUAUCGAGCUUCUUCCUGGCGAGUUUUCAACUCUCCAACUUGGACUCGAAAAAACCGGUCUCUUCGAUACCAUUGCUGCAUCUCAUCAUACAGGAGGAACAUUGUUCGCACCCAGCAACUGGGCAUUCCAAAAGCUUGGUCCUAGAAUCAAUGCUUUCCUCUUCAGCAAUUAUGGUCAAAAAUACCUAGAAGCUCUUCUCAAAUAUCACGUUGUUGCAAAUCAAACUCUCUACUCUGAUGCUUUCUACAAAGCCAAGUCCAAUGAUAAGAGCAUCAAUGGAAUUGAUGAAAUCGAUACUGCGGACAUCCCCAAGGGACACUUCCACGUUGAUCUACCUACCUUGUUGAAAGAUAAGAGUCUAAGUAUUGAUGUUGGCAGAUAUGGCGGUUUCAUCAGUAUCAGAAUCAAUGGGUUCAGCAGCGUCAGUGUUCAAGAUGGUAUUGCAAAGGAUGGUGUUAUUCAUGUUUUGAGCUCCGUUUUAAUUCCACCCAAGACUCCAGGCGGAGAGAUGUGGGCUGGUGAGGAACUGGAGGUGGAGGAUUUGAUGGAGAGAUUGAUUCCUUACAUGAAUGAGGAAUUGUGA